AUGGUUCACCCGCCUGUGCCGGUGCGGUGCAACGCCUCGGAGCCCGAACACGACGGCAUGCUCAAACGCCUUCGAGUUCACAGUGGAUGCCGGACCUGUGCCUUGGAAGGUCUGCUCGGCACCGGACUUGACGAAGACGAUCGGGUGCUGGUUAUGGACACCUGCGGCAGUCCCAACGUGGUGCCCCUGUUUCCCUCGGCAGGUCUUUCUCAGGAAGUUGGCAGCAGUGGGGCUUACGUUUCCUGGGGGAAUGCUGUCAUCACUUCGAAGGGUGGAGCAUAUAGACUGUGCUGGUGUAGUCGAGACUUGAACACCAGCUAUUCGGAAAAUGCGUCUGACCCAGAGUGCAGCGUGCCAACUGCAUUUGGAGUCGACUUCGGCACGCCUGUGCUCCGUGGACCUGCAGAGCUUGCAAAGCCACUUUACUGCAUUCUGGGUGACGAUUGCGUCAUGCAGCCUGUUUCUGGCAUGUACACCAGCGCUUUGGAUUGGGUUCGUGUGCUGGACACAUGCGGCAUUCCUGCACAGCAACCUGCAUACCAAGCGGCCAUCUCGCCGAGUGAUGGCAUGAAGCAAGUCUUUGGAGCCGAGAGCCAUUCAAGCGUGAUAGUUCCAGCAGCGGGCAUUCCUGCUGCCGGCGGCCAGUACCGCCUCUGUUGGUGUGGUCAUGAGUCGAACUGCCUAGCUGCUGCCAGCUAUCGGGUGGACUUCGGCAGCAUAUCAUUGGCUGGGCCGUUGCAGGGACAAUUUCGGACAUGCGUCAGUGGUCAUUCUUGUGUAGUCAGUUCCAUUCUCGGAUACGACCUUUCGAAUGAGACUAGUUUCCUUGUCAUGGACACUUGCGGUCAGUCUGGCGCUGUCCAGGGAGCUGCCAUGAACUCGAGGAACGCCACACAAGGUCGAUGUGAUUCUAGCUUGAGCUUCAAAGUUAAUUUCGGCGGGUUGAUCAUGCGGGGCCCAUCGCCACUGUCGCAGACCUUUACAUGCAUUGCAGGGCACCCGUGUCGCUUCGACGGAGUCAGGGGUCAAGAUCUGUCCUUUGCCGACCAGUACUUGAUGCUGGACACUUGCAGUCGCAGUAGGCUCGCCUCGGAUGCCCUCGAUGCUCGCAUGACAUUUUCUGAGCAGCCUCUCAGUUCGUCACUCCAAAGUGAUGGAGUGGUGUUAGUUCCCGGUGGUCAGUACCGACUAUGUUGGUGUGGAGGGGCCGGCACUGCGAACUCGUCGCACCAUCUGUCUUGCAGCCUGCCGACCGACUACCUUGUGGACUUUGCAAGUAUUUCCGUGAUUGGACCCUCUUCCUUUGAUCAGGACAAAACGUGCAUUGCUGGAAUGAGUUGUGCGGUUCGAAACAUAGAGGGCUACUUUACAUCCAGCGGGUCUGGACUCAUGCUGCCAGAUGCACCGGUCAAUUCGACUUUCCGUUGGCUCUUGACAUCCACAUCUGCGCAAGGGGGCCAAUAUCGUCUGUGCUCGUGUGCUGAUGGCCAGGUGUGUUCAACCAUGGAGCACUUCACAGUUGAUGUGGGUGCCUUCUCUCUUCUGGGGCCUAUGCCGAUCCAGCAAGCAUUCACGUGCGUGGCUGGCCGUGAGUGUAACAUCGACCCCAUCACGGGCUUUCACUUGGACGAGAACAGGCUGGUUGUGUUGGAGACCUGUGGCUCGGAGAGAGGUGUUCUGCGCAUCCCCAACAGUGGCUUGGCCCUGGCUUCUGGCGGUGCAGCCACCUGGGGUCCUUUGCCUCUGACCGCUGCAGGGGGGCAGUACCGCCUGUGCUGGUGCGCAGACCUCGUCAUGAAGCCGAUCAACGAGUCAAACCACACUUCAAGAGGCUGCGGCAUCUUUUCAGACUAUACUUACGACAUCGGCAGCCUCAGCAUACUUGGGCCCAUGCCACUUGUGCAGAGCCGGACAUGUGUUAGUGGCCACAACUGCCAGCUUGAUGGCUUCACUGGGCACGGCCUCAGCAACCUGGACAAACUUCUGGUGAACCCACCGCCAUGGUGCCAAGAUGGAGCUUGGCGCCAGUUUUGCACACAUCAUGCUGGCGAUUUUGCCGUGGACAUGGGUGCCAUGUGGCUCCUUGGUCGGUUGCAAGACCGGACGUGCAUCAGCGGGCAGACUUGCUCAUCAAGCGGCAUGGUGGCUACGACAGGGGGUGGCGUGUUUGUAUCUGGUCGAAUCCACGUGCUUGACACAUGUGGACUGGUGGGAUUCUUGGAAAGGUUUCCCGCGGGUGGACUCAGUGGUGAGGUGCGGCAUGUGAAAGGCAUCGUGACCGCACCCCUUGCUGGAGAUCUGCUAGACGUUCGUGGCAUGUCCGUUGUAAGCUGGACCGCUGAAGCCUUGACAGUUUCAGCAGGCCAGUAUCGUCUGUGCUGGUGUGCCCUCCUUCCGGGUCCAACGAACAUCUCGAGCUGCAUCUUGACAUCCGAAUUCAGCGUUGACUUCGGAGCGCUAGACUUGUACGGCCCACUCCCCGGCCAUCGCCGCACAUGUGUCUGCGGAUACACCUGCUCAUUCGGCGGUAUUGCCGGCUAUGGCCUGAGCCAGAACGACACAAUCCUUGUGAUGGAGACUUGUGGCUCCAGUGAUAGCCCGCUUUCCUUGGAGUGGCUUUGUUCACCAGAUCUCUGCAAGUGGGUCUCGCAUGAGCUGGGGGGAGACAGCUAUCGCCUCUGCUGGUGUAGUCAGAGUGGUUCGUGCAGGAGACCCGAGAGUUUCCCUUUCGACUUUGGUGAACUCCUGCUGGUUGGGCCUGUGCAGGUGGAUCACACCUGUGUCGCCGGUCAGACCUGUUAUCUUGACGGCCUGCCCCGUACCUGGUCCGAGGUCAACUCGUACAUGAUUUUGGAGACCUGCGGCAUAGCCGAUACGCUUCUAAGUGUCAUCACUGCAAGUCCUGUUCUGUCGGCACAGGGCCAAGCGAACUGGGGCGGAAGCCCUCUGACCUCAGCUGACCUUCGGGCUGGCAUCUACCAGCUGUGCUGGUGUUACCGUUGGCACGCUGAUGAUGAUUGGUGCCAGCGGUACGGAAGUUUAGGGCGGACCUUGGACCUGCGCCCUUCACGCAGCAUCAGACGUGUGUCGGGGCACCUCUGCCGCCCCUCCGCUGGCAUCGAGCAUGCGAACAGCAGUGACAGCGUUGGGCUGCGCUACGAGGUGUUGGCAAUGGACACUUGCGGUGGAGUCUCCGUUCCUGGAGGCUUUCCGCUGCAGUGGAGCAGUAACAGCAGCUGGAAUGCAACAGCUGGCAGUCUCCUGAGUGCAUCGAUGCAGGAGCUCACAACAGCUCCUGGCGGCACAUAUCGCCUUUGCUGGGCCGGACCUGCAUCUCUGGGAGCUCCUGCAGCUUCGCCUUGGACUUGGAGCCGCUCGGCUGGCGUAGUUCGCGUAGCUCUGGAGCCAGAGCCAGAGCCAGAGCUCCUGAUCUGCGGUGUCGCUAAGCGGCGCAGUUCCUGGGGCCCUUGGGCUCCGCAGCCUGGCCCUGGUGCAAGCGCAAGCGCCCAAGAUGCGCCGCGCGGUGAGAUCUCCGAGUUCUUCCGGGUGGAUCUGGGCAGGUUCCUCGUGCUGGGUCCAAGCCUCAUCAGGCAGCCUUUUGCCAUGAUACCAGAGGUCCACAGAUCCGCCCCAGGCGUCCUGUCCAUCAGCUGGGGCACCGCAGCCCUUGUGCAGUCGGGCCCUGCACCCCUGCAGCAGCAGUUCACAUGCCUUGCAGGUCAAAGAUGCUCCUUGGAGAAUUUGUCCGGCUAUGGCAUGUCUGACGCUGGAGUCUUGCUUGUCAUGGAUACUUGUGGAAUCGCUUCCACGACGUUGCAGUUUGCACCGGGCGAGCCGGAGGGCCUUCUCAGUGACUAUGUCCUUCUCACAGAUGGAAGCUAUCGGCUCUGUUGGUGUGCGCUUCUUGGGAGCUCUAAUAGCUCUGGUUGUGACUUGCCUGCGUCUUUCUUGACUGUGUUGGACUUGCAGCCCCACAGCUUGACUGUCAGCUGGCGGGAAGAUGCCCUCUCCACACCGGGGGGGCAAUACAGACUCUGCUGGUGUGCCACCGGUGCACGGUGCCAAGAUGCAAGCUCUCUGCGAGUAGAUUUCAUGAGCCAGCUGGAGCACAUGGAAAUCGAGGGCGAGCGAGUGACUUGGGGCAACCUGCAGUUCAGCGCGGCUGGCGGAGCUUUUCGUCUGUGUUGGUGCGCAGGCAACAGCACAUGCCUCGUACCCGAGGACUUUCGGCUGGACAUCGGCCAGCUCCUGUUGAUUGGAUCAUGGUUCUGGACACGUGCGCGCAACCUGGAAACGCAACUCAAUCUGACGGAUGAACUGCGCGGCUCCACUUACGGUCCACUGAUGAACUUUGAACUGGCUGGAUACAUCAGUGCGCAGGGUGCCAGGUAUCGGCUCUGCUGGUGUGGAGCACAGGCGGCCUGCUCUUCAUCCGAGGACUUUUACGUGGACUUCGGGGAGCUCCAACUCCUGGGACCUUCGCUUGGGCAGAGCCAGACUUGCGUCAGUGGACAAGCGUGCUUCCUCAAGAAUCUCCUUGGUCACCACGUGCCAGACGGUGAAGGGGCAAUUUUCGACACUUGCGGCGUCCGCGGUGUGGCAUUGGAGGGUGUACACAUCUCGCAAGCUCUUGCUUCAGCACCAGCACAUGGUUCUGGCGUCUUGCUGUCAACAUUGACUGCCAGCGGAGGUGCCAUCACUGAUGUGUCAUGCGCAUCCAGCAGUUCGAACCUGGGAUAUCUGCUCCAUGAGUUCAUUGGCAUCGGCCGCUUCACGUUGCAGGGCCCGGCACCGCUCCAGCAAGACCGAACUUGCAUCGCGAGUCAAGAAUGCGAAGUGGAUGCCUUGACAGGUGGCCGCAGCUUGGUGCUCUUUUUGGAUCCUGUCAAUGAGGUAGAGUCUGCCACAGUGCAAGGCUUCGCCAGACCCUGGCAGGCCUUGCAGUCCGAGGCAGUACCGAUUGUGUUGGUGUGGGCACAAGCAGCUGGAGCAAUCGAAGCAACGAAAGCCUGGGCACCCAAGCGUCUCUUGGUCUCGGAGCCUGCGCACUUUCCCACGACUUGUAUUGCAGGUAGAACUUGCAACGCAGAGCGGAUUCGUGGGCAGAGCCUCAGUGCCUCUGACAGACUUCAGAUUCUCGCGACUUGUGGUGGGACGGUGCCACUGCGCUUUCCGAUGAACGGACUCAUUCUACACCUCAAUGCGUCUCAGCCACCCAGUGGUAUGGGACUUGGAUCCGAGAUCGUCUCCGCACCGGGCGGCCUGUACAGGCUGUGCUGGUGCAGUGGCUUGACGCCGUCUGGCUGCUUGCGUGGCACGGAUUUCCAAACUGAUCUGGGUGCCAUGGCCAUACUGGGGUCAGUCCCCUCCAGCAAGACCGAACGUUCAUCAGCGGCAGAGUAUGGGCUGUGGAUUCUCUGCUGGGGCUUGAGUGAGUCUGACUGCUACAUGAUCUUGGACACCUGUGGUCAAGCUGUCACAACCGUCGGCAUUGGUAAGGCAAGCUUCAGCUCACAUCCGAGGAUCAGCUGGGCGGAUUCAUUGACGGCAGCUGGUGGCGAGUACCGAUUGUGUUGGUGUUCUGGACUGCCGUCACCGUCGACGGAUGACUUCAACACAUCCAAGACGUCCAGCAUGACCGGAAACGUGUCCGUAUGUUCGGUAUCCUGGGACUUUGGCAUCGAUGCCGGCAAGCUUCUCUUGCUGGGGCCGGCACCUCUUUUCCACCGCAGCACGUGUGCGGCAGGCCAGACAUGCGCCAUCAAUGUCGCUGGGACGGGACUAUCAUCUGCAGAUCUGCUGUUGGUGCAAGAUACCUGUGGUCAGCUGUUUGCAUCGACUCCUUUCGCAAGCCCAAGCAGCUUGCGCCUGUCAUCGUACAACAGCAGCAACAUCAACGCCUCGUUUUUGGAUGCAACUCGAUCAGCAACUGCUUAUCUGGGCCGAAGUGUCACGGCCGGGGAAUAUCGCCAAUGCUGGUGCCAGCGCAUGUCAAACAUGUCGGACUGUCGUGUCGAUCAUUCUGACGUCGACUUCGGGGUGCUGCAGAUCUUCGGCCCAACCCUGCAGCAGGACCGUACAUGCGUAAGUUCGAUGGCCUGCCAGAUAAGCGGGAUCGAGGGCACCGGUUUGGGCAGCGGUGAUUGUUUGAUGUUAUUGGAGACUUGCUCUUCCGGAGCCAUGCUGGAUGCUCUUCCGGCAGUGCCCUCGUCAACUCUCUCAGGCUCGAGCUUCGACUGGACUGCCAACUUGACAGAGAUUCUCAUGAGCUCACCAGGUGGCUUGUACAGGCUCUGCUGGUGUAUGCGCGGAUAUCCGUGUGAUCUGAUCGAGCAUUUCGUCGUCUACAUGGGUGCUCUGCAUGUGAUCGGAAGCUUCCGACUCUGUUGGUGUGUUGAGAAGCUGCCCCAAAACUUGACCAACUACACGAGCUGUGCCAUUUCAUCCGACUUCACUGUGGACAGGGGGAUGUUGCACGUCAUGGGUCCUCUUGCAGGGGACACGCAGCAGCAAUUCACAUGCGUCGGCGGCCAGCGCUGCACUUUAAGUCCUAUCAGGGGCUUGCAUCUGCUGUCCGGAGAUCGGGUCUUGGUCAUGGACACCUGUGGCGUUCAGGAGAUGCCGGCCAAUGUAUCCGGUACUUUCGGCGUCGGUGGUCUUCGUAAUUCUGUGCUGGUGUGGGAUGUUGAGGAGCCAAAGCAUGUCCACAUCAAAUCACACUUCCAAAAUACCUGCGGAUUGCAAAACGGAUGCUGGUGGACUCAGUAUAUUAUCCCCCGCAUUGCAUCAGCAUCGAACGUGUGUCAGUGGACAAACUUGCUCCCUGGACGGAAUCACUGGUUACUCCUUGUCCCCGAACGAUGCAAUCAUGGCCUCGACACAUGCGGAGCUCCCUCGGGUGUCAUCAAUAUGCUGGCGACAGCAGCCGUUGUCUCACACAGUGGUGCUGCAGCUAGAUGGGAUGCAGCUGUGGUAACCGCGGCUGGUGGCAUCUACCGACUGUGUUGGUGCGCCGGCCUGCGCGUUGAGGAAGGCUUUACCAACUCUUCGUCAUGCCGAACUCCGGUGGGCUUCACCGCGGACUUUGGGGACCUGCAUCUUAUUGGGCCUAAUCCGUUGGACGCCACUCGCACCUGCAUUUCUGGACCAUGUGUGACAGCGGCUUUGGAAGGCUUUCACCUGUCCGUUCACGACCGCUUCGUGAUUCUGGACACCUGCGGUCAAAGGCUUGCCGUGGUUGCAGGCGCAGGCCUGGCGUUCUUGCAGGGUCAGCAUGUGCAAGGCACCUUUGUUGGCAUGGCCUGUUGA
This is a messenger RNA of Symbiodinium sp. CCMP2592, 7308 nucleotides long. The record is from the annotation of a GenBank genome assembly. Lineage: Eukaryota; Dinophyceae; Suessiales; Symbiodiniaceae.